AUGUCAUCCUUGCCUAUGGCCUCUCAAUCGGUCGAGACACCUGCGGCGACAGAACCCGCAUUGCACGUGUGCAGCAUAUGCGGUAGGAGCUUCAUGAGACGAGACCAUCUGAAGCGUCACAAGCAGACUCAUAUUACCGAAAAGCCCAUCGAAUGCAACUACUACAGCUAUCCAUACAUGUAUUCCCAGGCCCUAUCACCUGAAAUUGUUUUGCCCAUUUUCACGACAGGUGCAAUUGGCAUCGAGAAGCAUUCGAUUCAUAGACGCAGCGCGACGCCACGAGCAGCUUCACGUUGGCCCAAGGCCGGGCUUGAGAGGCUCCACAGCCUCAUCUCCCCUCCUCAAAACGUGCUCGUUCUGCGCCAUUUCACAUAUAUACAAGCUACGGGGACGAGACUCCAGUAUCAAUGGGAACUCUUAAUCAUGGUCAGGAAGAAUCUCACCCUCGACUGGAUGAUGAGCUUCCAGCGUUUCAACGCGGCGAAAGGUAUUACUCUCGAAGAAUUGGUUCCUUGGGUAAUCCCCAACCAUAUUCAACCAGGUCAAGGCUGUCCCUUGAUCAAGGGCAUUGAAUCAAAUCACGAGACUGAGAAUGAUGCGGGCAUAGAGUUGGAUACAAGCCUCCAGGACUGCGAUACGGCGCCAUGGGAGGAGCCGACUGUUAAUGUAUGCCACGCCCAAAUUUAUCAACCAGUCGUAGCCCAAAAUAUCGCUCCGAGCAAUGAUUCCAUUGGACGAUCUCGGAUGAUGGUCACCUCACAAGCAGACAUUCGCUCCAUUGCUGGAAACAGUACCUCUAGCCCGGGAGGGUCGAACUUGGUCACAAAUCUGGAUGAAUCCUUGCUGAAUCAUCAAGAUCAGAUGUCAGCGUUCAUUACAUACAUGCGUGAUGGAUCAACCGCCACAGAAACUUCGGCCUUUGAUAGAAGCCAUGAUACGACCAGCCACAGACAGCUCUAUGUUAAUGGCCGUGGGUUUCGCCAGUCGCAGGCCGACAGGGGCUUUCAAGAAAGACAUGCUACCGUUCUGCGACGUGGUUUAACCGAGCAUGACUCUCAUCCUGGUGCUUCAUGGUCAACGGUGCUUCUGGAGGAAAUCAAUCGAGCAAAAAGUCAGCAAAAAAGUUCUCGCUUCACUAUUCCAGAUUCCGUGUAUCGGGAGAUUCAAACGAGGCUGCUAUCAGGAGCCGGAAGACCUUUGCUACCUGAGAGGUUUGCUGCAGAUUUGGAUGUUCUUUUGGGCCGAGACACAUUUGAAUAUCUUAUUGCGCAGUACUUUGAACAUUUCCAUCACUUGCACCCAUUCGUCGACAACUCCCUUCUCAGCAUUCCCGUUUGGGGUUGGAGUUUGUGCAUUGGGGUUGCAGCCAUUGGGUCCCGUUAUCUGAGUCUCACAGAAUUGACCGACUUCGGCGAGCAACUCUGUGGCGCUUUACACGACCUACUGAUACAUUUUGGUCGCGUACAAGACUGUCUUCCUUACAUCCAGGCCCGAACGCUCGCUGUCGUGGGCAUGUGCCAAAGCCAUAAUAACUCGCUGGUCAAAUGUGGCUAUAGCGCCAUAUCUCUCGUAUACAAUUCCUGUCUUCAACUACAGCUCCUUGAAGAGGAUGACAAGAUCGGGCACUAUCUCGAAGGCCAGAGCGUGGAGCAAGUGUGGCUGGCAUGGCGCUUUCGUGAAACAAGACGUCGAAGCGGACUUUUCAUAUGGCUUCUAGAUGCUUGGCUUUCGUUAGCUGCGAACCGUCCUCCAAGUAUACCGUCUGGCAAACUGGCGCUCAAAAUGCCUAGCGCAGAAGGUUUGUGGGACGCGGACUCCGCUCAAAGCUGGUUCAAAGCACUCGCGUCUCAUACGACCACGAGGAGUGGAGUGGACGCAAUUCUGUCGGAGGAGUCUCUCAGACCAAGCGUGCGAGAUUCAUUCGGCAAGCUCUGGAGCAGCCAGAACUCUCCGCAACCUGAGAAUCAACUAGGCGUCGUUAUCAUAAUACAUAUGCUACUUAGGCGGAAAUGGGAUAUAGGACAGUAUUUCGGUGAAGCAGUACACCUCAAUAUUACCUACAGUCACAGAAUAGGCGGAAGAGAGGCGCAGCAGCAACAAUACCUAGGAUCCAUACCCGAGUACGCUGAGUGGAGGGACUACACCUGCGACUGUCUGGACCUUCUUCAUUGGGACGCUGUUGGCUUCAUAGCACAGCAGUCCAUGUUUGAGAGUCCAUCAAUCCUACAUCUGCACCUUUCCCGCUUACUCAUACUGGCACCUGUCGAGGCCCUCCUGCGGUGCGCUCAGACAAACGCAACUGGGGCUUCCAUCGACAGCCUACCCCAUUCGAUAUACGCAUCAUCAGAAGAUCGGACUACAUGGCAUACUACGAUUCUCUCCUGGGUUCGAGAGGACAGGCAUAAAGCCCGCCUAGUUGUCAUCCACGCUGGUGCCAUCCUAUGGCACGUCAGGCGAUUCUCCUCACACCCCAUCAUCGAACCAUUCGCAGUCUUUCUGGCAGCGUUGACCCUCUGGGCUUUCGGAAAGUUCGGUCCCCGACGUGAACACACUUGCUCCAGCUUGACCUGCAGUCAACACACGGAGCGAUUUCCCUCCGACGAGACUCCUUCGACUACCGGCCCAUCCCCUUGCACAGGUUCAUCUGACACAUCGUCACCGGCGUCUGGCAACUCCAGCAUAAACACGAAUCCUUCACAAAAGCGUCGUUCUGCAUCCACACGCUGCGAAGUAUCCUUGACAAAGCGUCGCAUGCCACGCAUGCUACAGCUUGAUCGCCCUCUGGACGAUGAGUUUGUGCAAUAUUUCAUCCGAUAUGGCGGUAAUACUCAGCUCUUUCUCGAAGGCGUUGAUGAUUUGUGCUCCGAGGAGGGUCCCGCCCAGAUUCUAGAAGAGGCAUCAAGGAUCUUGAAUGAGCAGCCCAUGUUCUGGACCAUAUCAGCGGGUUAUGCGGCUCAACUGGAUGUGAUCUCAGUCAACACUAAAUGUACUACUACCGAAGAAUCCCAGAACCAAGUGAUGACCAAACACCAACGGUUCGAAUCGAGCUACAAGACCGCAAAUCUUUCAACCACGACCCAUCAUCCUGCGAUUCCCCACACAUUUCCGUCUGGUCUUUUGCAGAGUGGAUAUGUGGAGAUCCCGUCAGCUACCCCCGUCAAGCCGAUUCGUCGGAGUCUUAGGGCAGCCUACCGCGCCAAUCAUGUAACAUUAUUCAGAAGAAUUUUGGAAUUGGAUCUUUCUCCUUUCAGCUUCUUAUUGCGGAAGCUUAGUUGUUCGAUUAUCUGCUCCAACAAGCCUCAAUGGCGGGGUCCCCUCAUACCUUACUGGAAGCUAGUACCCCGUCCUGGGUUCCCACUUGUGUCUUUCCACGCGACGCAGGCUGAUGUUCGCAUGAAUUGUCUCUCUACUGCUGAGCCCAGCGCUAACCCGGAUAUCAACCUUUAA
Molecule: messenger RNA, 3447 nt
Organism: Colletotrichum lupini
Lineage: Eukaryota; Fungi; Ascomycota; Sordariomycetes; Glomerellales; Glomerellaceae
Exons: 11
Coding region: 1-3447 (1148 amino acids)
Biological process (GO): DNA-templated transcription
Molecular function (GO): DNA binding; zinc ion binding
Source: RefSeq, a predicted model, not a curated record